Molecule: messenger RNA, 1247 nt
Organism: Oncorhynchus mykiss (rainbow trout)
Lineage: Eukaryota; Metazoa; Chordata; Actinopteri; Salmoniformes; Salmonidae
Source: RefSeq, a predicted model, not a curated record
AGAGUAUUAUAAGGAAUUGUCUAGAUUCAUGUUAAAUACUGUGGAGCUCAGUACAAUCACAAAUGAGUUAUGUGAAAGUACAACUUUAUAAUGAGUAUAAUUAACAAAGUCUCCCGCCAGAAGAACGAACAUUUGACCUACUGGCGCGUUUGUCACGUGAUUAUUCUGUGAGCUGAUUGGUUCGUUCAGUGGCCCUGAUCAAGCGUUUACAGAAACCUCCGCGGCGGGACAUUCGUAAUCUUUUCAGCCUCUCGAAAGAGUGCAGAGUUAUUUUUCAUAAUUAUUAGAAAUAUUGUGAAACAGAAGGUUAACGUAAUGGAGUGUUUGAAUGUUCCAAGAAUCCUGCCAAAUUCCCCACGGAAAGCUGUAGGACAGAUCCAGGUCAUCUUUGGCCCAAUGUUCUCAGGCAAAAGCACCGAGUUGAUAAGGCGAGUGCGUCGUUUCCAGAUCGCUCAGUACAACUGUUUGGUGGUCAAAUAUGCCAAAGAUACACGCUACUCUGAGAAGGGCAUGGCCACGCACGACAAAAACACAAUGGAAGCUGUACCAGCCAACUGCCUGAGCGACGUGCGUUCUCUAGCUCUGCAGGCGUGCGUCAUCGGAAUCGACGAAGGGCAGUUUUUCCCAGACAUAGUGCAGUUCUGUGAGGAGAUGGCCAACAUGGGGAAGACUAUAAUCGUAGCGGCCCUGGACGGAACCUUCCAGAGAAAGCCCUUUGGAGACAUCCUGAACCUGGUUCCCCUGGCUGAGAGCGUUGUGAAGCUGAACGCUGUCUGUAUGCAGUGUUACAAGGAGGCAGCAUACACCAAGAGACUGGGGGCAGAGAAAGAGGUGGAGGUGAUUGGUGGAGCCGAUAUGUACCAUGCGCGGUGCAGGAAGUGUUACGGUGGCCUGAUGGAUGUGUUGAAGGAGAAUAGCGCCCCCCACAGGGAUGAGACGCCACCGCAUGUGAUGACAGGGAAACUGCUUGACAACACUACAUCGCCACGGAAACUCUUCGCCACCCUGCAACUCUGAUCAUUACCAGUAGACUAUUCUUAAAGGGAUAGUUCACACAUGACUUUAAAGGGGAAGUUGACUUGAAUUGGAACUUUGAAUGAGAUGGUGAACAAUCCCUUUGAAUUUUAGGUUUGGUAAUUUGACUGGAGAUUAGUUAAUUUUCUAAUUGGGAGUAAUGAACUAUCCCUUUUAAGUUUUGCACUUGGAAUGAGCUUGGACAAUAAAUUAAGCUCCAUCAACCCGCUGAA